AUGCCAUCAGAGCCUACAAAAGCAGACCAGACCAUUUUAACCCCCCAGAUCGCCUCCGACCGCCCAACAACCUCCCAGCAUGGACAGCACCUCGACAAUGGCUUGCAGGACUCUCUGCGCCCUUCCUCAGAUGGGUCGCAGAGAGAGCCUGAGCCAUCAGCGGGUGGCACUGGCAAUACGCGUGACGCGACGCGCACAUAUGUCGUUGCCGAUGACGCCCUGAACGCUGGCGGACUGAGGGUUGGCGGGCCAUCUACGCCGCCACCCAGAGACAGGAUCACUGAAUAUGAGAACGCAAUAGCCCAUUCGACGCGCAAGCCUUCUGAGGGCCCAUUGUUCGAGGUCACCAAGAGCAACAAGAAACCAGAUGAUAAGAGUUCCCCUAUCGCGAAUCUUCCUAAUGAGGUUCUGAUUCACGCCAUUGCGCAUCUCUCUCCCAACGAUCUCGCCGCUGUGUUCCUUGUGUCUCGCCGCUUCAAUGAGGUGGUUACCACCCCGCAUGCCUGGCAAGUUGCCUUCGGUCGCUACUUCCCGGGCCCUCAGUCGCUUGAGGACGCUGCCUUCCGCUCGGCUCAAGAGGAUAGUGGUGCAGUCGUGCGUUCGGAAAAGAGGAGGUUUGCUCGUCUUACAGCUUUGGCUUCGUGGCGUAGCGAGUACAUUCUGCGUACACGGCUCUUGCGUUCCUUGGCUCGUGGAAAGCCCGUUCAGCAAGCUCCAACGCCGUCCCGUACCGGCCAAGUCCAGGUUGCAACCUCCACUGUCACGUACGAUGCGAAAACAUACACCAUCAUCAACCACCUCCACGCUACUUUUGGCUCAGGGCUAAAUAAGCGUAUGCCACGUCUGAUCCAUGGAGCAGACGAUGUAGGAAUGGUGACGAGCAGCGAUCCAAUGGCCGAAAAAGUGGAUCCCUGGGGCCAGAGUGAUCCCAACUUCUACAGUCAAUUUUCCGAGCGAUUCCCCGGUACCGCUGAAUGGGGAUUAGGCUCAGGAGAGGUUGUCGGACGUCCCAAUGUCAUGGAUGUUUCGCAGCCACAUGGCUUCAUCUAUGGGCAGGGCUGUCCAGAGGGCUCUUGUUACUACCGCUCUCCAGAGGAAAUGCGCGGACGUUUUGUCGGCGAACCUUCUGACUUUACGCUGCCUGAAACAGGCAUCCCAAAACUAGGAGUUGAUGGCGGCGCUAUCUGUAGCGUUUGGAUCGCAAAAUCAAACACAAUCCCAACGCUAUCAGAAGGUUUAAUAGGCAUGAUGAUGGGCUCCGCUGCAGGUGUUGUCUCUGCCUGCAGUAUUGGGACCGACGGCCUUCGUUCAUCUCGCGUUCAACGAGGUGAGCUGACGGCGCGCUGGGUUCUCAGUCCUGGUGUGCCUAUCAUUGCCAUCGCAGUCGACGAGAAUUACUCGUCAAAACGCUAUACACAGAACCGGAUUUGGGCUGUAGCUUUGAACGCUCUGGGUGAACUAUACUACUUGACAAAGUUCCCCACGCGCAGUCAAGCCCCAAAGAGUUAUCUCGAUCAUUACACUGAGUACUUUGGCUGGCUUACUGGGCGCAGCGUCUAUUGGAACCUUGUUGAGCCUAGCCGGCGCACUGCCAGGCCUGAUCCCUAUAGUGAUGCUGAUGUUGACGGCAGCUAUUCGCCUCGUACGUCAUGGGAUGGCAUGUGUUUGAGCAAGGAGCAGCUUGUUGCCGAGACAAGGGAAAUAGAAGAAUUCCUGCGCAAGCCCCCUAAGUAUUUUCGAAAGAUCUGUCUGGGGUGGGACAUGCGCCGACGUCUUGAGGUCGACUUUGCAGGCGAUGAUGGGAAUUACGCCGGUGAAGCUAUUAUCGUGUUUGAGUGUGGACUCGAAGAGGGCAGCACUGCAGACGCAAGACGCUUCACUCGAUGGAAGUCGAGCGAAAAGACCAAGAGUACAGCUACCUCGACGAGGCUAUCUACCCCACAAAUUACUCCGGUCGCCUCGCUGUUCGGCGGCUCGGGUGCUGGUACUCCUGAUACGUCAAAGUUUCACGCACGUACACGCAGCUCCUCAUACAUGUCCACAUUGAGCUCACCAGAAAGAGGAAACAUGCAGGAAGAGUGGAGGUGCUCAAAGCUAACAUUAGGCGGUUUCAAGAAUACGCAGAUCACUACAACAACGCUGGACAUUUCAACAUUCGCAACUAUCACCUUAUCUGAAGACCCUGCCCUAGGUUUCUCGACUGCAUCAACAGCCUCUUCACCUUAUGCGUCACCAAUAUCUGUCUCAAGCCAGCCGGCUUCCCCAUCAGACGUUCCAGGCCAACGAGCUCGCUUCAUAGCAGCCGGUACGAUGACGGGAGUAGUCAUUCUUUGGGAUGUACGGGCAGCUGUAUCACGAUCGUCUGAGUACACCAAUAACAUUGCCCCUGCUCGUAUCAUCUAUACCGAAUCGCCGGAGAUAUCUUGCCUGGCCAUGACGGGACUGCAUCUAGUCGUUGGUGGGAAUGACGGCCUCGUUCAGGCCUGGGACCCGCUCGCGUCCAGCAUGUCGCCUAUACGUACCCUGAACUCUCGCCACGCCUCAAAGGCACGCAGGCGUUUGGUGCAAGCUCAGGCUUCGGUCCAGGGCAUCGGUAUCAACAUGUUUGCCGCUGGGGCCAUUUGCUUGGACCCUGAUCCAACCGUCUUGCGUGGCGCUGUCUCUUUGGGCAAUCAACUUCGGUAUUGGAGCUACAGCUCAACGGCUGCUGAUGCAUAUAAGGGCAGCAAGCGUCGCUUGAGGCGUUCUGAACGAGGCAGCAACAACGCUGUCGAACGCUUUGCUGGUACUGGUCGGGUCAAUUUGAACAGUUACAUUGCUGAUGAGCAGUUUGAGCUUGAGCGUGAAACGUUGGAACGUCAAAAACAGGCCGAACGCUUAGCCGGGCGCUUUGGUACGGAGUUGUUGAGUGAAGACGAAGCUCUAGCCUACGCUGCGAUGUUGUCUCAAGAGAGCAUGGAGGCAGAAGCACUGCGUCGCCGUGAAAGUGAAAGUAGCGCUGCCUUCAGUGGCGACACGGUGACACCCGAGGCCAGCAUGGUUGGCUCAUCUUCGUCGCCAGCUCUUAAGAACGAGGAUGAGCUAGAUGCUGAUAUUGCCGAGGCCAUUCGUCUAUCGCUCAGCACUAAUUCUGGGUCUGACAUGUAUGAGCCUUCCACAACGCCACCCUCAGCCUUUGAAAUUCCAAUCAAGUACACCAAAAGCAAGAAAUCAAACGCUUCACCCGGAUCUAAGAAUAGUCCAGCAAGAAAAGGCAAUGCUCUAGCGGGGUCGAGCAACCAGAGCGAGCUCUCAGAUUUAGAGUUUGUGAUGCAAUUGAGCCUUGCUGAGGAGCAAAGUCGGCAGGACGUGGAAGACGCAUUCCCUCCGUUGAGCCCUGUGCAGGGUAGUGGUAGUGGCAAAGGCAAGGGUAAGGAAAGAAUGUGGUGA
Molecule: messenger RNA, 3429 nt
Organism: Plenodomus lingam JN3
Lineage: Eukaryota; Fungi; Ascomycota; Dothideomycetes; Pleosporales; Leptosphaeriaceae
Biological process (GO): proteasome-mediated ubiquitin-dependent protein catabolic process
Cellular component (GO): cytosol; proteasome regulatory particle, base subcomplex; nucleus
Molecular function (GO): polyubiquitin modification-dependent protein binding
Source: RefSeq, a predicted model, not a curated record